Molecule: messenger RNA, 4459 nt
Organism: Castor canadensis (American beaver)
Lineage: Eukaryota; Metazoa; Chordata; Mammalia; Rodentia; Castoridae
Gene: Rab1a
Product: RAB1A, member RAS oncogene family
Molecular function (GO): GTP binding; GTPase activity
Source: RefSeq, a predicted model, not a curated record
UUGCUUUACCGGAACAGCCUAUCUCAUUCCUUUCCUUCGAUUACCCGUGGCGCGGAGAGUCAGGGCGGCGGCUGCGGCAGCAAGGGCGGCGGUGGCGGCGGCGGCAGCUGCAGUGACAUGUCCAGCAUGAAUCCCGAAUAUGAUUAUUUAUUCAAGUUACUUCUGAUUGGUGACUCUGGUGUUGGAAAGUCUUGCCUCCUUCUUAGGUUUGCAGAUGAUACAUAUACAGAAAGCUACAUCAGCACAAUUGGUGUGGAUUUCAAAAUAAGAACUAUAGAGUUAGAUGGGAAAACAAUCAAGCUUCAAAUAUGGGACACAGCAGGCCAAGAAAGAUUUCGAACAAUCACCUCCAGUUAUUACAGAGGAGCCCACGGCAUCAUAGUUGUGUAUGAUGUGACAGAUCAGGAGUCCUUCAAUAAUGUUAAACAGUGGCUGCAGGAAAUAGAUCGUUAUGCCAGUGAAAAUGUCAACAAGUUGUUGGUAGGGAACAAAUGUGAUCUGACCACAAAGAAAGUAGUAGACUAUACAACAGCAAAGGAAUUUGCUGAUUCCCUUGGAAUUCCAUUUUUGGAAACCAGUGCUAAGAACGCAACGAAUGUAGAACAGUCUUUUAUGACGAUGGCAGCUGAGAUUAAAAAGCGAAUGGGCCCUGGAGCAACAGCUGGUGGUGCAGAGAAGUCCAAUGUUAAAAUUCAGAGCACCCCAGUGAAGCAGUCAGGUGGAGGUUGCUGCUAAAAUUUGCCUCCGCCCUUUUCUCACAGCAAUGAAUUCGCAAUCUGAACCCAAGUGAAAAACAAAAUUGCCUGAAUUGUACUGUAUGUAGCUGCACUACAACAGAUUCUUACCGUCUCCACAAAGGUCAGAGGUCGUAAAUGGUCAACACUGACUUUUUUUAUUCCCUUGACUCAAGACAGCUAACUUCAUUUUCAGAACUGUUUUAAACCUUGUGUGUGCUGGUUUAUAAAAUAAUGUGUGUAAUCCUUGUUGCUUUCCUGAUACCAGACUGUUUCCCGUGGUUGGUUAGAAUAUAUUUUGUUUUGAUGUUUAUAUUGGCAUGUUUAGAUGUCAGGUUUAGUCUUCUGAAGAUGAAGUUCAGCCAUUUUGUAUCAAACAGCACAACCAGUGUCUGUCACUUUCCAUGCAUAAAGUUUAGUGAGAUGUUAUAUGUAAGAUCUGAUUUGCUAGUUCUUCCUUGUAGAGUUAUAAAUGGAAAGAUUACACUAUCUGAUUAAUAGUUUCUUCAUACUCUGCAUAUAAUUUGUGGCUGCAGAAUAUUGUAAUUUGUUGCACACUAUGUAACAAAACAACUGAAGAUAUGUUUAAUAAAUAUUGUACUUAUUGGAAGUAAUAUCGAACUGUAUGGUGAUAAGUAUUGUUUUAAUUCUUAUGGUAAAAGGGAAAUAGAGCCUUGCAUUAUACUCAAAACAGCCAUUUGUGUGUGCAGCCAGGGCAUUUGUAGACCUGUAUAGCACAGCAUCCAGUAUUUGCUUUCUAGACAAAUAGCUCUGAUAAAUGACCUGCAUUUAUCAGUAGGCUUCUGUGCUGAGUAGGACUUAACCAAAUUUAGUGGUCCAAGGAGCUCAAAUUGUAUGGAAAAAAAGUUUAGAACGUAUUCUAUCUUAGCUCAUCAUCUCUGAUCCUUCUAAAACCAUUCGAAAUGUCUUCCCUGAUCAACAUUUCUUUAAUUCAUCUGUGGUAGAGGUGGAGAGAAGCACACCCUCCCUAACAGGCAAAUGAUCAGGUAAUGUGUGCUGUUAUUUGUUCCACACUGAGUCAGGUGCCGACUGUUUUAUCCUUCACAGUUGUGUAAGUCAUGUUGGAGGAGAGUUUAAGCAUUAAAGUAGAAAGCAAGAAACUUGAUUGCCCUAAUUUUAGGAAUUAUCCCUAAAUUUAAUUAACUGAAAACAUGAAUUCUAGAUGGGAAUGAUAAAUGAGAAAUAUAUUUAUUUCUGUGAAAUUUUUGCCUGUGCAUAAAUUUUGUUAGAACCUCUACGAUCUAGGGUUUUUAUUUUAUCGUGAGAAACAAAAUCAUUUGCCGACAUAAGCAUUUUAAGGUGACAGAGAUCAAAGUUUGUUCCAUUAGAUAUAAGUAAUGGCCAAACAUUCUUCAAUGAGAGCUCAGAUGUGUUGGCAACACAUUUUACUGUGGGGUCUGUAAUGUAAAAUUUAAGUGCAAAAAAAAAGCCAAAAAUUAUAGGUUACUUUAUUUUUCAUUAAACAGGCAAUUGAAAUACAUGGUACAAAAAUAAGUGGUAAGAUUACUGUAAAAUGAAAUGGACAGAAUAAAUAUUCAAUUUAAUUUUCCACCUAUGAGAAUUUCACAAUAAAAUCAUAGUUUACUUUGUAUUAUAGACGUGCUUCUUGGAUCUAUUCAUCCUUACAUAAGGCAACUGAAAAACCUGAAGAUAACAAGUUACUUAUCUUUUUUAAUGUUUUUUUUUUCUUUUUAAUAUGGUAUCAAGGGGGAAAGAGUUCAGAACAUAGCUAAACAUAGCUAAAUGAUACAAAACAAGCAUUAUACAACGUGAUGCUGCUGUGCACUUUAGUUUUAUAUAGCAACAGCUGUUGGCUUAUUCUUGGCAGGUUAGCACAAACACUAUGUGAGUUUUAUGUGUGAGCAUAUUUACAGACUUAAUUUGGGAAAUUCUAGUGUUCUUCCUUCCAUGGCAGUCAAGGUUAGGACUUACCACCACAUAUUUAUUUCAGCAUGCUUCACUAUUUGCUUUUAUGUGUAUGACAAUAAAUGCAGUUUUGGAACAUAAUGUAUUUCCAUUUCUAACCCUAUCUUCAAGUACACCAAACAUUUCAAGGAUACUGUGUAACCUGUUCACAUUAAGGGGAACUUACCACUUGUCAUGUUUUAAGUGGCUGCCAUAAGUUAGCUCACCUAAUGAGUGUUGUUAGCAGUGGCAAGUUCUGGGAAAUUCUUACAGAAUGGCAGCUGCUAUGGUUAUGGUAUGACCAGUAACCUUCUAUGCUCUGGCCUUGGAGAGAAAUUCCCUUUAGAAUGGAAUAUAUAAUUGCUGUUUCAGCAUUAUCUUGCAUCAACCUUUUUGCGAUUUAAGUUUCAAAACCACCCUAUAUUGCAAUAGUGUCCAUGGUCAUGCUUAGCCAUGACUCUACAAAAACCCAAUCUUGAAACUGCCAUUUUAGACUUUGGUUUUGCCACUCUGCUGUGGACUACUAACAAGUUUUAUUCUAGUGUUGGCACCACAACGUGCCAACCAGUCUGGCCACUUAAAUCUAACCUGGCCGUGUUGGCCCAUGGAAAUGCUUCUGGCAGCAUCUUCCUAGGUUGAAACAAUUUCAACUCAAAUUUCUUCACACGCAGCUAAAGAAAUAUUCUUUGGUUGUGUUGAUACUCCUAAGUGGUAUUCACAGCUAGGUUCAGAGUUAGUCCCCUUUAGCCACAAAAAGUCACAUCCUUUUUAUUCCAAUGAGGAUGAUCAAAAGUAUCCUAGGCCAUCUCCAGGUACCAUAAUUUUGAGAAAGCAAAGUACUUCCUUGCUUUCCUGUCAGUUGAAGCUAAUCACACAACUAGACAUUGAGCAGGAAUACGAAUGCCACAUUCUAUGUUCGACUGGUGCAAUAUUGGCCAGUUUUUUUUUUUUUUCUGUAAGGUCACUUUCAAUUUUUAUAUUGAUGAAACUGAAUGGGUUUCAUUUUAAUAUACUCAGUGGAAAGGCAUGCUUCAUUUUGUAGUCACAUCAAAGGUGAAAUGUAUCAUUUUAAAAAGCCAAUUCUAGGUUUUUAGAAAUGUUUUACAUAUAUUGUUACUUUAGAUGAUCAUUUGCUAGGGAGGUGUUUUGUCUUUUGAAAACUCAUGUGGAGUUAAGAUAAUAUGAAGAUGGCCCAAUCAUGAGACAGUUCAAUUCCGAGCACACCCUUAAAUACUGUAGUAAAUCACACCACGAUAGCAAGAUACACAAAAUACCAUAUUCUGUAUGAUGCUACUAUUGAAUGGCUUGUUUUUAAAUAUUAGAAUUUGCUGUUUUCCACUGCCUAUAAAGUCUGAGAAAUUCUGAAGCAUAAAAAUCACAACAGAACUUUAGAUUCUAUUGCUACUGUCUCUUAAAGUCCCAAAAUGGUACUACAAAUAACUGACAGCUUUGUUUCAAAAAGCUAUAGAAUGGAUGCUUUAAAUGCUUGAUCCAUAAAUGUUUUUUUCUUUUUUCUAUAAGGUUCCCAACAACAAAAUUUUUUUCCCUUAAGAGAACAAGGCUGUGUUACUGUAUCCAUACCCUUCCCUAACUUUGGACUAGUUUUCCAAGUCAGAAAAGCAAUGAAGGGUAAGUCUUCCCAGAGGUAGCUUUAAGCUUGAAAAGUAGUCCACAGCCAUGCUGAAGCAGAGGCAGGUCUUCAACUUCCUGACAUGUUUUUUUUUUUUACAAUAUCUGUCAGUCAGGCAGGAAGAUGAAGAACUAAGCCCCGAAUGGCAAACGAUAUCAUAAUGCCCAAA